Thamnophis sirtalis is the source of this 408-nucleotide messenger RNA. NCBI's taxonomy places the organism in Eukaryota, Metazoa, Chordata, Lepidosauria, Squamata, Natricidae. The record is from RefSeq and is a predicted model, not a curated record.
AUGUCAUUAGAAAGGGAUAACACCAUUGACUUCCUAGAAUAUGUGGCUGCUUUGAAUCUGGUGUUGCGAGGGAAACUGGAACACAAAUUGAAAUGGACAUUCAAAAUAUAUGAUAAAGAUGGAAAUGGCUGCAUAGAGAGACCUGAACUCCUAGAAAUAAUUGAAGCUAUAUAUAGCAUUAAGGAAGCAUACAAGUCUGAAGAAGAAAGAGCUGUUCCUGGUCUUACCCCAGAAGAGGUUGUGGAAAGAAUAUUUCAACUCGUAGAUGAGAAUGGAGAUGGACAUUUAUCUCUGGACGAAUUCCUAGAUGGAGCACGAAGAGAUAAGUGGGUAAUGAAGAUGCUACAGAUCAAUGUAAGCCCAGGUGGAUGGCUUGCCAAUCAGAAAAGAAAAACUUCAGAGGCCUAA